AUGAAAUCAACUACCAGUCGGAAGGGACAGACGUCCAUCACUCACUUAAUGAACUUUUCACUCCCGCCUCGCCCGCAAUACCAAGCGCCAUCUCGCACCAUUCGACGUUAUACAUCCUGGGGAACAGGCCCAGUAGACAAAUCGCGAUAUGUCCAUGCAAAUUACCGAUUCAUUGUGAUGCCAAAUCAAAAUUUCCAUGCCCAGGCAGCCAAUGCUGACGUCCAUCUCGAUUGGGCCUCGGUUCUUCAGGUGUUGGUAUCUGCUCAAACCCAAGCUGCCAGCUGUCCCAUUUGUCUGUCUACUCCGGUUGCGCCUCGAAUGGCACGGUGUGGUCACAUUUUUUGUCUCCCGUGCCUUAUACGAUACAUGCACUCAUCUGACGACGAAAAUCUGGUCCCUGAAAAACGGCACCGUUGGAAGAAAUGUCCUAUCUGUUGGGACUCCGUGUACAUCUCCGAGACUCGACCUGUUAGAUGGUUCCGUGGUCAAGAAGGCGAUCUUCCCGUCGAAGGUGGUGAUGUUGUAUUGAGACUUGUAAAGCGAGAGUCAGGUAGCACCCUUGCUCUGCCUCGUGAUGUAUCUGAAACGCUUGGCGCUGGCGAGGACGUCCCAUGGUAUCAUGUGCCAGAAGUCGCUGACUAUGCUCGAAUCAUGAAAGGCGGCGAAGAAUAUAUGACUGCUCAGUAUGAUGCUGAAAUCGAAGACCUUAGCAGACAGGAAGUUGAAGACGAGCUUCUUUUUGGUGAUGAGAACACUUGGACUCGAAAGGCUAUUUGUUCUAUCACGGAUGCCAAAGAAAAGCUGAAAGGCAUUGGCAAUCCGCCUGAGAUCCGCCCGGUCAAGGAACGCAUUGCCACAAUUAUUGCCACCAGUAGCUCCUCUUCGCCCUCCACGGUGAUAGCGGCUACCCCACACCAAGCGGAUCAUCUCUCCGAAGCUAUGGAUGAAGUCCAACUUGAUCCCGGAUCUAGUGCCAAAUCUGAAGGGAAGGGCCGCAGCAAACAAACCCCGGCGUCUUCCGGAUCAGACCAUCCAUAUCAUUUUUAUCAGGCUUUGCCUCAGUUCUAUCUCUCGUCUUUGGAUAUUCGUAUCCUCAAGGCUGCAUUUGGAGAAUAUUCUCUAUUCCCUGCAACCAUUCUACCGCGAGUGGAACACAUAUCAACGGGCCAUAUCGUGGAUAAUGAGCUACGCAAGCGUGUGAAAUAUCUCGGACACCUUCCGCAGGGUUGUGAGGUAAAUUUUCUAGAGUGCGACUGGAGAGACGUGGUUGUUCCCGAGGUUUUGGCGCGUUUCCGCACAGAAACCGAUAGACGGAGAAAGCGCAAUCGGGAAAAAGAAGCCCGGGAAGAAAAGGAUCGCAUUCGCGCGGAGAAGGAGGAGGAUGACAAACGUUGGGCUGCUGCUCGGCGCAAGCGACCAAGCAUUGGAAGCGCUAGUGAAGCUCCGUUUUCUGCUCGUGAUUUCCAACCACUGCCUAACCAUGUUGAAUCGACGGUAUUCGACGCCAGCAUUUCCUCGGCCUCUCCCCCACGCCCAUCUUCUGGUUUCAGUGCUUUGGCCUCUCCUUCCACAAGCCCUCCGGGAACUCGCACCGUCUGGGGCACAACGGCAGUGGGUUCACUGUCACCAAGCCUUGGAGCUCAACGAGCCACUCCCAGCGAUGGAUGGAGGCUGGACUGGGAAGAUGAACUGUUUGCCCAGCAGGAGUCUGAUCUACUCGCUCAAACAGCAUCUGGAGACCAACAUAAUGGACCGUCGGCCAGUGGAGGCAAGAAAAAAAAGAAAAACAAGACGAAAAUUACAUUGAUGGCCACUAGCAGCCAAAGAGGGGCAUAG
Molecule: messenger RNA, 1836 nt
Organism: Penicillium paradoxum
Lineage: Eukaryota; Fungi; Ascomycota; Eurotiomycetes; Eurotiales; Aspergillaceae
Product: RING-type E3 ubiquitin transferase MAG2
Exons: 1
Coding region: 1-1836 (611 amino acids)
Biological process (GO): positive regulation of transcription by RNA polymerase II
Molecular function (GO): metal ion binding; transcription cis-regulatory region binding
Source: RefSeq, a predicted model, not a curated record